Molecule: messenger RNA, 1071 nt
Organism: Lolium rigidum
Lineage: Eukaryota; Viridiplantae; Streptophyta; Magnoliopsida; Poales; Poaceae
Product: GDSL esterase/lipase APG-like
Exons: 5
Coding region: 1-1071 (356 amino acids)
Cellular component (GO): apoplast
Molecular function (GO): hydrolase activity, acting on ester bonds
Source: RefSeq, a predicted model, not a curated record
AUGGCGGUCAGACACUUGCUACUGCUGCUAGCCAUCUUCCUUGUUUCUUUGGCUGGGAUGACAGCACACGGCGGCGAAACUUGGCCACGGGUGCCGGCGCUCAUGGUCUUCGGAGACUCGCUAGUCGACGUAGGUAACAACGACUACAUUACCAGUGUUGUCAAAGCAAACUCCCCUCCGUAUGGCCGCGACUUCAAGGACCAUGUCGCCACAGGAAGGUUCAGCAACGGCCGAUUGCUCAGUGAUAUCAUAGGUGAGAAGGUUGGGUUCAGUGGCUCUCCUCCUGCAUAUCUCAGCCCACAGGCGUCAGGGCAGAACCUUCUGAUAGGAGCCAACUUCGCAUCAGCUGGGGGUGGCUACUACGAUCCCACGGCAUUUAUGUAUCAUGUCAUCUCUUUGUCCAAACAACUCGAGUACUUCAAAGAUUACACAACAAAGCUGGCAGCGGUGGCUGGAAGCAGCCAGGCUCAGUCAAUCGUCUCGAACUCGCUCUACAUCAUUAGCGCUGGUUCAACCGACUUCGGCCUCAACUACUACGUCAACCCAUUUCUCUUCAAGAUGCUGACCGCCGACCAGUUCUCUGACCGCCUUAUGGGCAUCUUCAAUAAAACCGUGACACAACUCUACGGUAUGGGAGCACGGCGUAUCGGUGUUUUUUCCUUGCCACCGUUCGGUUGCUUACCCUUGGCGAUCACGGUGUUUGGCCACGGUAGUAGCGAGUGCGUGCCAAGGCUCAAUAACGACUUCGGGAGGUACAACAUGAUGUUAAGCGCUGCCGUGGAGUCAUUGUCGAAUCGGCACCAUGAUCUCAAGAUUGUGGUACUCGACAUCUAUAAACCUCUAUACAACCUUGCCACCUCUCCUGAAGCACAAGGGUUCUCUGAGGCGAGGCGGGCUUGCUGUGGGACAGGAACGGUGGAAACGACAGUUCUUCUAUGCAAUACCAAGUCAGUUGGCACAUGCUCGAAUGCGACGACGUAUGUGUUUUGGGACUCUCUUCACCCAUCAGAAGCGGCGAACGAAGUGAUUGUCGAUUCCCUCAAUAAGGACAUCAACCGGCUAGUCAUAUAA